AUGGAGAGCAUGUCGAUCGACUCUUUGGAUGACUCUAUCAUUAUUGAAGAGGCAAUGAUAAAGCUCGAAGAGAAAAUUCGCCAGUUGCAUAAUAUUGAGCGAGUCACUCACACACUGGUUGAAGAAACCUUACGCUUGCACAAAGAGACUGUCAAAAUUGAACGAGCCACCUACACACUGGUUGAAGAUACCGUACGCUUGCGCAGAGAGACUGCCAAAAAGAUUGCCAACAUGAGGAUGAUUGUGCAGAGUCUUCGCGAUAUCAAUGAGAUUCCAUAA
This is a messenger RNA of Trichoderma virens Gv29-8, 279 nucleotides long. RefSeq lists its product as uncharacterized. The transcript has 2 exons. The record is from RefSeq and is a predicted model, not a curated record. Lineage: Eukaryota; Fungi; Ascomycota; Sordariomycetes; Hypocreales; Hypocreaceae. Bases 1 to 279 code for a protein of 92 amino acids.